GCGUCCUGCGGGAGCGGGUUUUUAAGGACUUUCGGCCGAGCCGGGGCUGCGGGGCAGAGGGCCUGGGGGAGGGGCGUGGCGCGCGCAGCAGAGCCCCUCGUUCUAACGACCCAGUGGCCCGGCGGAGAGUGGAAGGCAGAGGAAGUAGGAGUCCCGGCCUCCCUUUGAGCCCCACACGGUCCAGCUCCAUGGUCCCCGCCGCCGGCGCGCUGCUCUGGGCCCUGCUGCUGAGUCUGGGGCCCCCAGCGGCGGCGGGGGCCCAAGGCCUGACUUCAGCUGGGACGCAGCGGGUCAGUUUCCGCUCGGGAGGCACGAUGACCCGCAGAUACCGGACCACCCCCCGCACCGGCAUUCCCCCGAAGAGGAAGGUAAUAAUGGAGGAUGAUGAGGAUGACGUCGUGGCCAAUGCUGACCGCUUGGCCGGCCCCGCUGCUGCGGAGCUCUUGGCCAGUACGGUGUCCACGGACAUCAGCAGGUUGCGUUCGUGGGAGCGAGGUGGGGAUGGGUCUUUGGAGGAAGGGGUUAUGAUUAAUGCCCAAAAGAAUAACAGUGACUUAGGGGUCGCCAGUACGAUAUCCAGCACUACAACGAAGUUCACCUCGAGGUUUGCAGCGAACAUCCAGGAUCCAGAAUACAGGCUGACCACAAGCCUGCAGCCCUCCACCUGGAGAUCUGAGAACCCCCAGCACCCACCCGUCUCGGACACCAGCCUGACCCGGUGGCCCACAGCAGGGUCCACCCCCAGACCCCGGAUCUCAACCACAGUCAUGCCUCCUCCCGAAGACCUGAGGCUGGUGCUGAUGCCCUGGGGCCCGUGGCACUGCCACUGCAAGUCGGGCACCAUGAGCCGGACCCGCGCCGGGAGGCUGCAGGGCCUUUCAGGGCGCCUUCGAGUAGGGGCACUGAGCCAGCUCCGUACAGAGCACCGUCCUUGCACCUACCAUCAAUGUCGCUGUGAUCGGCAUCUUGAGGAGUGCCCGCUGGACUCGGACCCCUGUUCUGACGGCAGCUGCAGCCGUGGGACGACCAUCACCACCACCACCACCACCGCCACCAUGGAGCCCCUCAGCGCCCGACUGAGACCCAGCCCCCUGCACUUGGUCAGCCCCAGCCCGGCUCUCCUGUUUUGGAGGCAGGUCAGGACCGGGCUGGAGGAUAUUUGGAACAGCCUCUCUUCAGUGUUCACCAAGAUGCAACCAAUAGACAGAAACCGGAGGUAAUGGCCACUUGAUCUGCGAGAAGAGGUGUCAGCAUCUCAACCCCUCCACCCCUUUCCACCCCGGCCCCCACUGGGUAUUUUCAGUACAGAAAAAACAUUGUUUGGUCUUGUGUCUUUUUCCAGAGUUAUCUGAGGGAUAGACCAAAAAUCUCGUAAAAUGAAAAACUGGGUAGCUAGCAACAUCCUCCUUGAGCCCUUCCCAUCGCCCAGCAUAAAAUGUUGUUCAUCUUCUUCAUUUCCAAAGUUGGUUUUAAACAAGUACUUCUCUCCAAAAACCUCAGAUGAGUGCCAAACAGGAGCUGAGCCCUUAGAAGAUGAUGUGGUCUUGCCUUCCUAAUAUUCAGUCUUCUUUUCUCCACAGAAAGGGCAGUGGUACAAAUCCCAAGUCAGCCACUUUCUAGGAGUUACCGUCAUCAGCCAGAUCUAGCCCAACAUACACCCGUAGUAAUUAAUUACUCUGUGACUAUUUUGCUUAAACUUUUUAUUUGAAAAAAAAAUGUAUUCAGAAGUCCAACAAAUUUUCAAUAUAAAUUAUGACUCUCAAACCUAUUCCCAUCACUCUAAAUAUUGUCAAGUGAUGGUAGCAUACACACUGGAGAAGGUGGCUAAAGGAGAGAGAGCACCAAAGAAAAGAUUGUGUCCAAAGAAUCAGCAUAAGAAUAAGGCCUAAAAUCAGGGUGACGAGAUUCCAGGAGCUGCCGUCUUUCUACCCUAUCUUGUCAACCCUUUAGAUCUAGUAAAACCCUCAUGCUAUUGAGCUACUUAAGGGCAACAGGAUGAGCUACUUUCCAGAGCAGCUAGCUAGACUGGAACAGAGUAAACUGGGGAUGUAUCUCUAUGAGCAAUCUCAGGCCCUGAAAAACUUCAGGAAAUACCUUGAAACUUGAAAAAAUUAGAACCUCAGUCACUGUAGAUGGAGGCAAACUGCGUGGAGGGUGGAAUCAAUAGAGCGGAUCCUCUGUUCCCACAUCCCUGACCCCCCACUACCAUCAAGACAGUAUGCUUCCUGUUACUGAGCUACUGGGACUCCUGCAUUCUGGGCACAGGGCAGGCAGGAGCUCAUCAGCUCUGUUCUGCCUUCCUAAUCUCCUGGCAAGGAA
This is a messenger RNA of Phyllostomus discolor (pale spear-nosed bat), 2319 nucleotides long. It is a transcript of the gene C14H1orf56, whose product is annotated as chromosome 14 C1orf56 homolog. Bases 189 to 1220 code for a protein of 343 amino acids. Gene Ontology annotation, biological process: regulation of cell population proliferation. The transcript has 2 exons. Lineage: Eukaryota; Metazoa; Chordata; Mammalia; Chiroptera; Phyllostomidae. The record is from RefSeq and is a predicted model, not a curated record.